AUGCCUGGUAUCAACGAACAGCCACCCUUCAAAGUCCUGAUUGUGGGAGGAUCGUAUGCAGGAUUGGCUGCGACGCUGAAUCUAGUGGAUUUGUGUCAGGGCCGAAAGUGUCGAUUCAAUCUCAACGAAGCUGACAAGGCCCCCGAGCACAAGGUCCCGGUGCAGAUCACCAUAGUGGAUGAGCGUGAUGGCUAUUAUCACAUCAUUGGACUUCCGCUUGCCAUAGGCUCCAAUUCCGAUGCUAGCACAUUUUGGAAUAGGUUCGAAGAUAUCCCCGCCCUCCAAUCUCCGGACAUCAACCACAUUCAAGGACGGGUCGACUCAGUUGACUGCAAAUCGCGCAUCGCUCGUAUUAUCCAAAGCGUUGGAGACGAAGGACACAAGGUCGUGGAGGAGAAAUACGAUUACAUGAUCGCAUGCUCGGGAUUGCGGAGAGAGUGGCCAAGUGCUCCCAAGUCGCUCACGCGGGAAGCAUACCUCGCGGAAACAGCAGAGUCUGUACAGACCAUUGAGAGUGCGAAGGCGGGAGUUGUAGUCGUUGGUGGCGGUGCUGUGGGUAUCGAGAUUGCCGCUGAAAUCAAAAUGCUUCAACCUGAAGUCAAGGUCACACUCAUCCAUUCUCGAGAACAGCUGCUCUCUUCCGAGGACCUUCCAGGUGACUUCAAGGACAAAACCCUUGAAUUACUCAAAGAGUCUAAUGUUGAGGUUGUCAUGGGCGCACGACUUCAAGACACAAUGGCAACGGAUGAUUCCACAUCCGCGAAGUUUAGACUGAAGCUUUCCGACGGGCGGGAGCUCUUUGCUGACCAUGUCAUCAAUGCCGUAUCUCGGUUCACCCCUACUUCUUCAUAUCUUCCCAAGGAAGCCUGCGAUCCCGAGGGAUACAUCCGCAUCACAGCAGGUCUGCAAUUUUCUGGUGAUGUUCCAAAUAAGGAAUUCCACUAUGCGGCAGGCGAUCUCGCCUGCUGGUCGGGCAUUAAGCGCGGUGGAGCGGCGAUGCAUCAAGCGCACUUUGCGGCUGUCAACAUUCAUCAACGGAUGAUAGCACAGCUGUACAAGACCACGCCAAAGUUCAACGAGUUGGUUGAAGUGGCUCCCAUGAUGGCUUUGGCUUUGGGAAAAACUGCUGUUGGUUACUUCCCAACUAUGGGAUUGACAGUUGGCGACGAAAUUCGCAAUAUGUUUUUCAACGAGGACUUGGGGUUCGGAAUCUGCUGGAGAUGGAUGCGCCUGGGAGAAGCAACAGCAUAUAAAUGA
Penicillium brevicompactum is the source of this 1257-nucleotide messenger RNA. RefSeq lists its product as uncharacterized. The record is from RefSeq and is a predicted model, not a curated record. Gene Ontology annotation, cellular component: cytoplasm. The transcript is spliced from 4 exons. Bases 1 to 1257 code for a protein of 418 amino acids. Gene Ontology annotation, molecular function: electron-transferring-flavoprotein dehydrogenase activity; flavin adenine dinucleotide binding. NCBI's taxonomy places the organism in Eukaryota, Fungi, Ascomycota, Eurotiomycetes, Eurotiales, Aspergillaceae.